Molecule: messenger RNA, 684 nt
Organism: Puccinia triticina
Lineage: Eukaryota; Fungi; Basidiomycota; Pucciniomycetes; Pucciniales; Pucciniaceae
Exons: 4
Coding region: 1-684 (227 amino acids)
Biological process (GO): transmembrane transport
Cellular component (GO): membrane
Molecular function (GO): ATP binding; ABC-type oligopeptide transporter activity
Source: RefSeq, a predicted model, not a curated record
AUGGCCCACCUCGCCCGCCUCGGACUGCAGCUGCCCAGCCUCGGCCGGAGUCGGACAGCACUCAGGCUGAGCCCCCGCCUGGCAGCAGCAGCACGAACCCACGCCGGCGACUGCCAUCUGGUCGGGGACUCGAUCACCCGCGAUCUGGCAGACGGCACCAAGGCCCUCGCCACCGUCCUCGCAGGCGUCUCGAUGAUGUUCCUGAUCUCCUCCAAGCUCACCCUCGUCAUGCUCACCGUCGUGCCCCCCACAGCCAUCGGCGCCGUCUUCUUCGGCCAAUACCUCAAAAAACUCUCCCGCGCCACACAGAUCGCCCUCGCCCAGAUCACCAGCCACACCGAGGAGAAAAUCAACCAGCUCCGAACCGUACAUACCUUCAAUGCCGUCCCUGCCGAAAUCAGCAGCUUCGACAGAAAGGCUAACACCCUCUUCGAACUCGCACGCAAGGAAGCCUAUGCGAGAGGCUUAUUCUUCGGAGGCAGUGGGUUUACCGGCAAUGCGACGAUCAUCGCAUUACUGACCUACGGGGGUACACUCGUCAGUCGAGGAGAGAUCUCAGUCGGCGAUCUUAUGGAGGACGGGAAGAUCGUCGAGGCUGGCAGCUUCGACGAGCUGGCGCGCGAAGGAACAGCGUUCAACCUCAUGAUCAGGUCCCAGCUGUUAGCCGGCGGGGGCCGGAUGUGA